UUUUUUCUAUUGCUAAAGUAAUAAUUUUUUGUGUACAAAAUUUGUACACCCUUGAUAAAUUUGAACGUAAUUAUCUGUAUAUACAAAGAAUUGGUGAAUGAACUAGGGGAUGCAUAAUGCACAAAUAAAUGAAUAAUUAUGUACAAAUCUUGUAUACAAAUGGAGUUUUGAUACUUGGGGUUAAACGGUUAACCGAUGCUUCCGUGUUCUCAAAGUCAGUAUAAGUACUGGUUUUGGUUGGUAAAAAAUGCUCACACCCUCCUUGUUUCUACUUUCUUAGCGGGCUGACUCUCUCUCCUUCUGAUCCUUUUCGGCUUAAUCAACAAUCGUUUUGGAAACUCAAUCUCCCUUCUUCAAACCUUCACCACAUAACUACUCUUUAAUCUUCCAUUUCCGACGCUUCGGCCUUCUUACCCCCCUUUGAUCCGGAUCAUUUUCUCGGGAAUAUCGCCUAUUGUUUGCAUCCUAAUCAUAACCCACCAUGCGCUCUAUCGAUCCUGUCUUCGUCGAAUUUCGGAGAACAUCCAGGCUUCCAUUAUUCUUCCACUUCAAUUAGAGCUGGGAUUUUGGGGUUACAGUAAGCGGUUGGAUUGGAGCUAGGGUUUUUAGCAUUUUAGGUUGAAAUGAGGAUUGAAGAAUUGGAUGAUAGCAGUGACAGUAAGUGUAGUGUUGAAAGUGACAGGAGUCUGAUGAUAGUACGGGUCGACGCAAAGAGAGCGCUGGUAGGAGCUGGAGCUAGGAUCCUCUUUUACCCGACUUUGCUGUACAAUGUGUUCCGUAACAAAAUUCAGGCAGAGUUUCGAUGGUGGGAUCAGGUUGAUGAGUUUAUUUUGCUAGGAGCAGUGCCAUUUCCUAAGGAUGUUCCACGACUGAAGCAGCUUGGUGUUGGUGGUGUAAUCACUCUGAAUGAAGCCUAUGAAACUUUGGUUCCAACAUCUUUAUAUCAUGAACAUGAGAUUGAGCAUCUUGUGAUUCCAACUAGGGAUUACCUCUUUGCCCCCUCACUUGGCGAUAUUAACCAAGCAGUGGACUUCAUUCAUAAGAAUGCAUGUCGUGGGCGGACUACAUAUGUGCAUUGCAAAGCAGGGAGAGGAAGGAGCACUACUAUUGUGCUUUGCUAUUUGGUGGAGUAUAAACACAUGAGCCCUGUAGCAGCACUGGAAUAUGUCAGAUCUAUCAGACCUAGAGUACUAUUGGCUCCUACCCAGUGGAAGGCUGUUCAAGAAUUCAAGCAUCGGCGUGCAGCUUCAGCUGCAUUUUCUCCUGUAGAUGCGGUAUUGAUCACAAAAGCAGAUCUUGAAGGGUAUCAUAGCUCACCUGACAAUAAGCAACUUGCAGUUGUGCCCAGAAUGGCGCGCACACGGACACGUCCCAUGAUGGCAAAACUAUCUUGCCUCUUCACAACACUGAAAGUUUCCGGAGUUUGUGGGCAGCCGUUUAUGCGGCGGCUCACUGAGGCUGGUGCCUGCUAGGCUUCUGCUGCUGAAGAGAGAGGGUAUUCGAUUAAUAAUAAGUAAGUUGGUACAGGAAUUAGUGAUAUAUCUCUCAUAUAUUGCGCUCAAGAGUGAAUUGAUUGAAGAUCCUUCCACGUUGUAAUAAAAUCGUAGUAGUUGCUGUAGCCUGUAAGUGAUAUUAAUAAUCGAUUUCUAUAUAUAUGUGUGUAUAUGUGUUUGCUAUUUGUUAUAACACGCAAGUUUCAACUUUCAAGUUUGAAGGCAAUGUGGUUUCAAAUCACUAUUUUGGUCGAGUGUUUGAAGACAUUGAUCAAGUUAUUUUGCAGUCUGGAUCUAGUUCCUGCAAAUUUGGGCUUCAUUAUAAACUUUUUAAAUUAUUUUCACGGAGCAAGAUUGGGAAAAGGCAUCUGUUAUUAGCCAUUGGAGGACUUAGCUUGCAAUUUUCAAGCAAACAACUUAUUAUUGGAGCAUUGCUUUUCUUUUUAUGGUGCUUUUCUCUAAAAUUUUUGGUAAUAAAAAGGACCAUAAACAGAAUAAUGAUAUUAUGUUCUAUAAGACGACUGAUUUUAAUACUCCGUAAUAAUAAAAUAAGUUCAAGGAUCGAGCAUAAGUGCUCAAACCUAAGUCUCAAGUCCUAUUCAGAGUCGUUUGGCUUUACCUGAGAUAUAGAUCCGGACCGAACAUUCCGUGCGAUGCGAAUGCUUUCAUUGUGGAUUUGAGGAUAGAUUAUAUGGCUACAUUGUUACACGGUCUGUACAGUACGUGAUCUCAAUUAUCGUUGUAUUGAUCAAAGAAAAUAGGAAACUCUUCUUAUUGUCCAAUUAUCUGUUCAUCUUCCUGUUCGAACAUCUAUUCUUCUUAUUUGCUGAUCUAUACGGUCAUCUAUUCAUCUUCUUUGCCCAUAUGUGUUGGGAUAAUUUUAAUCCUAAUUCUCU
Cuscuta europaea is the source of this 2389-nucleotide messenger RNA. NCBI's taxonomy places the organism in Eukaryota, Viridiplantae, Streptophyta, Magnoliopsida, Solanales, Convolvulaceae. The record is from the annotation of a GenBank genome assembly.